Exophiala bonariae is the source of this 1509-nucleotide messenger RNA. RefSeq lists its product as uncharacterized. Gene Ontology annotation, molecular function: tRNA binding; nucleotidyltransferase activity; double-stranded RNA binding. The transcript has a single exon. Gene Ontology annotation, cellular component: cytoplasm. The record is from RefSeq and is a predicted model, not a curated record. NCBI's taxonomy places the organism in Eukaryota, Fungi, Ascomycota, Eurotiomycetes, Chaetothyriales, Herpotrichiellaceae. Gene Ontology annotation, biological process: regulation of translational fidelity. The coding region runs from base 1 to 1509 and encodes 502 amino acids.
AUGGAUUCUAUAAUGAAGAAAAGUGAGCCUUGGGCUACCCAGCCAUAUCAAAACUGUCUCACGCGGAUCGUCGACCUGAAAGGACUCCAGAUUCCUGAAAUAGCCUCUGAUGAAGACUAUCGUCAGAUUUACGCAGACUAUAUCAAAACCGCGAAGCAUGACCGGAAUGCCGGGCUUCUUCGUGACGCUAUCGAGUCUAUCAAAUAUGGCAUUUCUCCGCCAGUGGCCUUCCCGACGGAGACAGUUUAUGGUCUUGGCGCAGAUGCGACAAACCCGCCUGCCAUCUCUGGAAUUUUCGCGGCCAAAGGACGACCAAGUGACAACCCGUUGAUAGUUCAUAUAUCAUCAAUCGGCCACCUGGAAAGAUUGCUGGAUUCACGCCUACCCGAAAUCUACCAAAGCCUGACCGCAAAGUUCUGGCCUGGUCCACUAACAAUUUUGCUUCCGGUGGGUAAGGAGUCCAAAUUUGCGAGGAACGUCCAUCCAGGGCAAGAUACGAUUGGGUUUAGAAUCCCUUCUUCCAAGUACGCUCGCUUCUUCAUUGCUGCCACGAGCAAACCCAUUGCCGGGCCGUCUGCGAAUUCUUCAGGAAAGCCUUCGCCCACCACGGCACAUCACGUUCUGGAUGAUCUCGAAGGGAAAAUCAAUUUUGUUCUUGAUGGUGGAUCGUGCGAGGUUGGCGUCGAAAGCACUGUAGUUGAUGGUCUUCACGACCCUCCUCUCAUUCUCCGACCAGGAGGAGUGUCUCAAGCGGAAUUGAUCGCUCAUGGUCGGACAUAUGGCAACAAAUUCGCAGAAACGGCCAUUGGAUAUAAAAGACAUGAUGUUACUCCUGGUCUGUCUAGUCCAUCCUCAUCACCAUCGUCACCAUCAACACUCCCGAAUGGAUCCAGUGAAUCUCUUGCGAUGAAUUCUGCUUAUGUAGAGGACGUCAAUGGUGCACCACGCGCCCCGGGCAUGAAAUAUCGACACUACGCACCAAAAGGCCAAAUGAUUUUAUUUUCUCCCGCCGCUAUCAAGAACGGUCGUGUGGCUGCGAGAUUCCAUGAAGUCAUCAAGCCUGGAGGUUCAGUUUCGUUUGACAAGGCUCCUAUCAAGAUUGGGAUCAUUUCAUGCCACUGGCCAACAUUUGCAGGAAUUCUUGAUCAAGGGUCCUUGACUCCCCCAAUACCAACUGACGAUAGGGAGAUUCCUCCAGUUUUGGCACAAUCACCAUACGCACCGCUGACAAAGAUCUCGACAACUGAGGCAAACAAGGACUGCAAAGUGAUUCUCUACGACGUCCACCUUGGACGAGACAUCUCAGUCCUCGCUCAAUCGCUAUUUGGCGUUCUCAGACUCUUCGAUGAUCUCGAGUGUGAUUUCAUAUUCGCAGAAACGGUCAGACGGACCGUUUUUGGUGGCAAUGACACGUUGGCAGAAGAUUCAGAACGCUCUACGAAACGAGACCUAGAAGAUGCGGUCAUUGAUCGUAUUGAAAAGGCGGCCGGGGAGAGGGUGGAGGUCUGA